Messenger RNA from Bacidia gigantensis, 4659 nucleotides. RefSeq lists its product as uncharacterized. The transcript has 5 exons. NCBI's taxonomy places the organism in Eukaryota, Fungi, Ascomycota, Lecanoromycetes, Lecanorales, Ramalinaceae. Gene Ontology annotation, biological process: protein deubiquitination. The coding region runs from base 1 to 4659 and encodes 1552 amino acids. Gene Ontology annotation, molecular function: cysteine-type deubiquitinase activity. The record is from RefSeq and is a predicted model, not a curated record.
AUGUCCCGUGACCGACUCCCAAGAAGUCCUUCAGUAGCUCCCUCAAAUCUAUCGAAAAUUGACCGUGAUAGCAAAAGUGACGUGUCAGGCGCUGACAGCCUCGAAAAGCCUGGGCCGUCCGCCCGACUUGGACUGAAAGGGGAGGCAAUAGCGAGGGCUGGUGGAGGGCACAGAACGGCUAGCCCGGCAAAACGACGGGCUUCAGAGAUGAACGGUCAAGAUGGGGAUGUCAAGAUGACUGGAGAUGAACAGGCGGAGGCGGAGCCAGAUGGAGCAUUUGACCCGAGCGCAAGCAUCAGAAGAGCAAAUCAGGGUCCACUUAUGCAGCAUGUUGUCAAGUCAUCUAGCGACGCGACUGACCAGGGAUCGACUGAAGCAGCCUCACGUACAUCGCAGAAUGGAGGUUCAAGAGCAGGGUUCGAGGGCAUAGCGCCGGCUUCUGGAUCUGACCCGCCCUCCAUCGACGACCAGAUCACAAAAGUACUCGCACUUGCGCAGGGUAAUUGGUUAGAAGAAGGCGUGAAAGCAUAUUUAGUCGCAAGCAAUUGGUUAGAAAGAGUGCUCUCCCGAGGAAAGGGCGAAGCGAAGAAUCACAGCAAAGGAGCCCAAGAGGGUCCGAUUGGUCCCGUUGACAAUAGCAGUAUUUGGCUAGAUACUGAUGCCGCAGCCAAGUAUGAGGAUGAGAAGGGUGAGGAGUUCAUUUUCCUCAAACCCCAGGUGACACUGAGAGAUGAUUUCGAGUUAUUACCCCAAGAAGCCUGGGACUUGAUAAUCAAAUGGUAUGGCAAAGCUGAAGGAUCGCCUAUCAUUACGAGAUACUGCCACAAUACCAGCACCAACGAAUAUCAAGACAAUCUACAGUUCGAGCUCUUGCCGCCUAUCUUUACUGUUCUCAAAUUGCCAGAUACGACACAAGGGCUUUCUCCGAAGGAUUUGAAAGAGAAAGGCGCCACUCCGGUUAAGCUCUUGGCUAGUAGGCACGACCGCUACGUAGACUUUCUGAAGCGAGCUAAGAAAGAAGCCAAUAUUGACAUGGCAACAAAGGUGCGCGUGUGGAGGAUCAUGGGCGGGCUUGGGGAUUCGCAACAAGAUGGCAUGCUUACGCCUGCUCAAUCGCGAAGUACUUCUCCUGCUCCCGGUUUCGUCCCUACAGUAGAUCCUGGUGAUAAGCUAGUCAUUGAUCUUAAUACAUUUUCACAGCUUCAGCUAGGCUCUCACCGCGAGGUCAUUGAUGCCAAGGACGAGACCCACAACCCCAACUACAAUGGUAAAUCGACUCUCGAUCUGAUUGGACUGAGACAACCCGAAGUCAUUGUACUGGAAGAGAUGAUUGGUGGCCCGUGUGGUGGUGAAUGGAUAUCUGAUGCCUCGACAGCCAAAGCUCAACAAAAUGGGAUUGCCAUCAGCGUCACAAAAGCUGGCUCUACGACUGUGAAGGACUCGUUGAAGCCGAGUGCCGCUAGCAGUAGGGGUGUGAGCCCUGCGCCUGCUGGUAUGAUGACGAGAGGUCGGCAGAAUAUGAUCGGGAAGAUUCGAGGAACUACGGGAUUAGGAAACCAGGGCAAUACCUGCUACAUGAACUCUGCACUACAAUGUGUCCGCAGCGUCCAAGAGCUGACGCUCUACUUCCUGGAGGAUAAUUACAAGCCUGAGUUGAACCCUUCGAACCCGCUCUCUCACAAUGGCGAUGUUGCUAAAACAUACGCCAAAUUACUUCACGAGAUGUACGACCCGAAACAGAAUUCUUCCUUCACACCUCGAAAUUUCAAGAAUGUAAUCGGGAAGUAUGGGCCGUCGUUCUCGGGAUACCAACAGCAAGAUUCGCAGGAAUUCCUACUCUUCCUUCUUGAUGGCUUACAGGAGGACCUCAACCGCAUUCACAAGAAGCCAUACAUAGAGAAACCAGACUCAACAGAUGAAAUGGUCAACAAUCCGGCCGCGCUGCGCGAAAUGGCUGAUAAAUGCUGGGAGAUCUACAAGAAGCGAAACGACUCGGUGAUCACAGACCUGUUCGCUGGCAUGUACAAAUCGACACUAGUCUGUCCAGUGUGUGAUAAAGUCUCGAUUAUUUUUGAUCCUUUCAACAAUUUGACACUUCAGCUUCCGAUACAAAACAUAUGGUCUAAAAAUAUCUGGUUCUUUCCCCUACGAGCGGCACCUUUCCAGGUUGCGGUCGACAUUGACAAGAACGCCCCUUGGUCGGCGCUGGCCGACUAUUUUGCUCAGAAGCUCGAUCUUGAUCCAAGGAGGCUUAUGAUGGCAGAGGUCUGGCAGAACAAGUUUUACAAGAUUUUUGAAAGCAAAAAGUCUAUUAACGAAGACAACCCUUCUGAGAGCGACCAUAUCGGAUGUUUCGAGCUUGAGGACACACCCACUAAUUGGCCAGCCACUAAAAAGCAAAAGAAAUCCGUUUACUACCCUCAAGACGAGGAGAUAGUUCCCGAGGGCGACUCCCCAUUAGCUGACCGUAUGCUAGUGACCUUGUUCAAUCGAAGGCCUAAGAAUUCUCAUUCUAGAUUUUCGUCAAGGGAAUUCUUUGGAGCGCCUUCACUCAUGAUUAUCACCCGAGAAGAAGCCAGAGACUAUGAUGCAAUACUAAAGAAAUGUCUUUCGCGGGUUGAGACACUGACUACGAGAGACUUCUUGAGGGAAGAAGAGGCGGGUGAUUCCGUGACGGACGAUUCUGACACUAUUGUGUUGAACGCCGACGACUCAUCCGAUGGAAAGGUUCAGACAGAGUCCCUAGAGAGCGAGGACGGCAUGGUCGACAUCUCGACGAAAGAUGACCACACAGAUCCGCCUCCCAACUUUCAACGCAAGCCGGUCGCCAACAUGUUGAGACCUCGAAGUUUCAUUACUCCAGGCGUCAGAAACUUAUUUGAGGCGAGGACCUUCUCUCCAGGCUCGGAGAUGGUUCCUUUAGGUUUCCAGACCUUCAUGUCUGAUGAUGAUAAGAAAUUGCCAUCUCUAGCGUCUAGAGCGAGCGCUGCAACGCCUGACGAGCUGCAAGAGGACACUAGAGCGUCACAGUUUCCUGCCAAAGAUGCUUACAAGCGUCAUAUGGAUCGCCUUGGACAAGAUACUCCACCCAGCAGUGAUGAAGAUGGAGACUUACCUCCGCCAGCUCAACCUCUCACCGCAACUCUCGAUGACGAUGAUGAUGAUGAGGGCCUCCCCGAUGUCGAACAAAUAAUUCAAAAACCUGUUAUCCAACGGACUGCAGCAAGAAAUAACACCCCUGCAAAUCGUAGGCUGGUCAAAAAUACAUAUGCAAAAAGGGACAAACGGAAGGGAAGAACACCUAAUCCUGUCGGCUUUGACGGCGCUUCCGAGGAGCUACCAGACUCUAGCCAGCCUCUCCUGCGACUUGGCGAAUGCAUCGUACUUGACUGGACUGAGGAAGGUUAUGAUGCCCUAUUUGGCGGCAUGGUAGCAAUGGACGAAGAUGGUCCCGCCAGAGGCUUACCAACUUGGGAUGAUUUGCCUGUGCACCCUGAUCCCGAGCUCGAGGAGAAGAGAAAAUUGCGCGCACAGCGCAGAAAGACAGGCUUUAGCUUGGGUGACUGCCUUGAUGAGUUUGGUAAGCCGGAGAUCCUCUCAGAGAAUGAUGCUUGGUUCUGCCCACGAUGCAAAGAACACAGACGGGCAAGCAAAACCUUUGAAUUGUGGAAAGCGCCAGACGUCCUUGUAAUCCAUCUCAAACGCUUCAGCACUCAAGGUCGCCUAAACAACAAGCUGGAUGUCUUCGUUGACUUCCCACUUGAAGGAUUGGACCUAUCUUCAAGGCUUGCAACACCCACGGAUGACGAUAAACCACCAAUUUACGAAUUAUUUGCAGUUGACAAUCAUUAUGGUGGUCUUGGAGGAGGUCACUACACUGCCUACGCUAAGAAUUUCAUAGACAAGCGUUGGUACGAGUACAAUGAUUCCUUUGUCACUCCAAGGAAAGACGAAGGCGUCAUAACGCCAGCGGCUUACCUCCUUUUUUAUCACGAAUUCUCGCGCGCCUUCCCCAAACCCGAAGUCGGGGGAAGGCAAGCGUCUCGACGGCUCCUCCGCAAUGGCUUGUCGAGCGCUUUACCAGGAGUAGAAGCGGCUCACCAAGCGGGAGGUGGUGGCCCAGUAUCAGUAGAUCCAACAGCCAUGGUACUGACGAAGACUGACGGCGACGACGAAGAAGACGAAGAAGAAGAGCUGCCUCCAUACAGCGCCGUUGAUCGGAACCACGACCGGAUGGAAAUGGACGAUCAUGAAGACGAAGGUAUCAGCAUGGCAGACCCCUCGAAUGGGGGUAUGCGUGGUGGGGGUUCAAUGUAUGAACACCCGGCAUGGUCGUUCAACAGCCUUGAUGAGAAUCUGGGCACACCCAUCAACAAUCAAAAUGCGACGAACAAUAGUGAGGAGGAGAACGACAAGGAGAGCAUGAACGCUGCGAGUGGAGGCAGCAUAGACAGUGAUGGGCAUGAUCGGAUGGCCGACUUCUUAGAGGAUCAAGGAACGACGAUGAAUGCGUUUGGGACUCCGCCGGUGGGCGAUAUUCCAGACUGGAAUGAAGAGGGUGGUAUGAUUGAUGAGUCGCCGGUUGCUGAGGUACGAGUUUCUCCUCCUACUGAGGGGGAGAAGGCGGAGGGAGAGGCGGUAGAUGAGAAGAUGAAUUGA